GUAAGUCGGAGUGGAAUUACUUCAGUUGGCAGCUGCUAUCGGGAGAAGUGACCCGCUUGCGAGCAGCUCGUUAGUUCUAUUCAUUCUGGUAGUUUGAACUGACGAGAAGGUAGGUGCUGUGACUAGUACCGAUUAAGAGAAGGGUCAGACCUGCUUAAUGGAGGCUGCUGUUUACACCGAAUCUCUUCGAGCGGGAGGCGGAGAGAAGAAACAAACAAUGGCGGCUGCACCAGCCACCAUGGAGACAGCUAAGCUCCUAAAAAAAAUUUAUUCAUGGGAUGUGGACCUUGCUGGUUGGUGAGCAUUUAAUGCCUGCCUCCUAGAUGCUGUGGUGAAGCUUAUGGUGAGCUGCCUUCUUGGGCCACUCCAGUUCCUUUGGGAGGAACAGGCAAAGCUACGAUUUGAGAUGGAGCUGGAGUUUGUGCAGUGUCUGGCGAACCCGAACUAUCUGAACUUUCUGGCACAACGAGGGUACUUCAGAGACCGAACGUUUGUCAAUUACUUCAAGUAUCUCCUGUACUGGAAGGAGCCAGAAUAUGCCAAGUACCUGAAGUACCCCCAGUGCCUCCACAUGCUGGAACUGCUACAGUAUGAGCACUUCCGCAAAGAGCUGGUCAAUGCGCAGUGUGCCAAAUUCAUCGACGAGCAGCAAUUACUGCACUGGCAACAUUAUUCACGGAAACGGGUGAGACUCCAGCAAGCACUGGCUGAACAGCAGCAGCAGAACAUCACGUCCAGCAAGUGAGGGGACCGUGCUGUGGGCUGAGGGCCAGGCAGGUGCUUUGAAGGAACCUGUGACAGAAUGUGUGAGGAAGCCCUGUCCUGCAGUGAUAACACACAGACAUUUAAUUCAGUGGCGUGGAGAGAUUCUGGGGAGUGAGGGGAGGACAAGCCUCCCCUCCGUAUUUCUGUUACAUGAAGCGCUGAUUAACACGAAGGAGCCUAUUGAGCUGAGUGCCUCCUGUUCACCUUGACUGGAGGUAACAAUAAUGUAGUUGCCUCUUGGACUCAGAAGCUAAAUUCAUCAAGGUUAAUUCCUGAAAGUUAACUUAGAAGUUGCAGAGCAGAUCACAGCCAUAUUGGGGAGUGUUAGGUUUUUAUAUGUGAAUAGUACAAUGUAAUGUAGUUAUCACAAAGAUUCACAUCUGAGUGAGAGUCAUUCUGUGAAAUAAUAAACCAAUGGUUACUGUGA
Molecule: messenger RNA, 1192 nt
Organism: Stegostoma tigrinum
Lineage: Eukaryota; Metazoa; Chordata; Chondrichthyes; Orectolobiformes; Stegostomatidae
Gene: med31
Product: mediator complex subunit 31
Exons: 5
Coding region: 341-745 (134 amino acids)
Biological process (GO): regulation of transcription by RNA polymerase II
Cellular component (GO): core mediator complex; mediator complex
Molecular function (GO): transcription coregulator activity
Source: RefSeq, a predicted model, not a curated record